ACCCCUGAAGGAAAAACUAUUGAGGCAGAUUUCCCCAUCGUAGGUGUAGGCUGCCAUUCUUUAUUGCUAAAUACCAUACCGAAAGCUAAGAAGAUAUUGGACGACAUUCCCAACAUUGUCCUUGUAGAGAACUGCCAAGUGUCUUGUGUGGCUCCAGUAAUUGUAUCAGAAGUAAAGGAAGAGAAUGAAGGAGCAACGUUGACACUUUUCUGUCCUGGGGCAUCUCUGGAUACCAAGGUAGAGUGGAAGUUUGCCAGUCGGACUCUCAAACCGGACAAGCUGAAAGAAAAGACCGCGGGACGGAUGAGCAUCGAUGCCACGGAUGCCCUGCACAUCCGGGAUCUGCGGCCGACCGAUGCCGGCGAGUACGCGUGUACUCUGUACGAAGUCGAAAUAGGACUCGUGAGACUCAAAGGUCGGUUCAUUGUGGGCUACUGA
Molecule: messenger RNA, 438 nt
Organism: Uloborus diversus
Lineage: Eukaryota; Metazoa; Arthropoda; Arachnida; Araneae; Uloboridae
Exons: 3
Source: RefSeq, a predicted model, not a curated record